Lachancea dasiensis is the source of this 1893-nucleotide messenger RNA. Lineage: Eukaryota; Fungi; Ascomycota; Saccharomycetes; Saccharomycetales; Saccharomycetaceae. The record is from the annotation of a GenBank genome assembly.
AUGACUGCUUUACUUUGGAUCAAACAGCCGAGUUUGCAGGCGAACGAUGAACAACACGACCAUCAACAUCAUUACAGACCUGUGACAGGCGUCACAGGUACCUUCGCCAUGAUGGGCGAUCCGUCCAAAGGACAAGCUGAGCCUGGGUGUGGGGAAGCUGAGGCCGAAAUACAGACCACCAAGAAAGGAAUCAUUUUGAAUCCCCAGCCGUCCAAGAACAAAAGAGACCCUCUAAACUGGCCCAUUUGGCGCCGAGAUAUUGCAUUGAUUGUUGUGGGGUGGCACUGUUUUGUGGGCGGUGGUCAGACUUCCAUUCUGGCUGCGGGUAUGUCUGGGCUUGCUCAUGAAUUUGGGCGCCCUCUGGGUCAAAUUUCAUAUCUGGUGGGUGGUAUGAUGCUAGCGCUAGCCGCGGGUUCGGUAUUAGCAUCUCCAACCGCUGUACUUUUUGGUAAAAGAGUCGUUUACCUUGUAGGGAUUAUCGUUUUUUUCGCUGGUAGCAUAGGCUGUGCGUUGUCCACAAAAUAUGAGAGUCUCCUGGCCUCGAGAGUGGUAUGUGGGCUCGGCGUUGCCACCAUCGAGUCUCUACCUUCUGCAACUGUGGCAGAAAUUUAUUUUGCGCAUGAACGGGCUUACAGGUUAGGCUUCUACACUUUACUGCUGCUCGGAGGGAAAAACUUGGUUCCAUUGCUCGCGGCCUUGGUUUUUCAAUAUCUUAACAGGCAUUGGUUGUUUUGGAUCGUCGCCAUAAUCGUCGGGAUGAAUUUUUUUUUGCAUCUUCUCUUUGUUCCUGAAACUUUUUGGGAUAGAGCACCAGUUCCCAGCAAAAGGUCACUUGAGGAAACUGAGGUCGCACGAGCUACUGAAUUGGCCAGUAUCACUCAAAUCACUUCGGAUAAUAAUAACCGUGAAAUAGACGGGCUAUUCAAUACCCAUGAUGACGAUACUAGCCUACAUCACGCUGCCUCUCCGGUACCGCUGCAGGCGGAUAUGACCUCUGGUACGCAUAAAUCUCGGUCACGUCGAAGUUCUCUAUUCAAGGUUCCUUCAGCGGUCAACUCUCUUGCGCACUCCCACUUAACAGCUGGACUGGGGAUUUUUCAUGGCCGACACAGCAACGACAAAUGGUAUAUGGUUAUGGUGCGUCCUUUCAUCCUUUUUGCAUAUCCCGCAGUAUUAUUUGGGUCAUUCCUCUAUUCCUUAGCAAUUGUUUGGUUGAUCAUGUUAUCACAGAUAGUUGAUGAAGUAUUUUCUCUUCCUCCUUACAGCUUUUCGUCGACAUCCGUAGGUCUAGUAUACGUCGCGCCUUUUAUAGGGGGGAUUUUGGGCUCAAUGUGUGCUGGGAGUUUAAGUGAUGUCCUCAUCAGGAUCAUGGCCAGACGAAACUUUGGGAUCUACGAACCUGAAUUCCGUCUUCUAAUGGUAUUUCCAGCAUGUUUAGCUACAGCUCUGGGCUUAAUAGGGUUUGGGUGGUCCGCUCACAACAGGGAUCCAUGGAUUGCCCCUACAGUGUUUCUCGGGGUGGUUGGUUUCGGUUCUUCGUUAGCCAGUACUACGGCAAUUACAUAUACUGUUGACUCUUACAAACAUUAUGCCCAAGAAGCUCUGGUUACCUUGAAUGUGCUCAAAAAUGUUAUGGGGUUUGCCUUUUCCUUUUUCAACGCCGAUUUUAACGCUAAAAAUGGGUAUAAAACAGCGUUCGUUGUCUAUGGCUGCGUCGAGAUUUUCGUUGGCCUUUUCGCCAUUCCACUUUACCAUUAUGGAAAGAAGUGUCGCCACUGGACAGAUACUCGCGGCCUACUGAGUUUCUCGUAUGUUGGUAAAGACAAUUUAGAUUCGUCAAGUAAUCAAGAAUCCGCUUACGAAAAGCAUGAAAUGGUGGCAGAGUCUAUUUGA